This is a messenger RNA of Lodderomyces theae, 1677 nucleotides long. It is a transcript of the gene HGT7, whose product is annotated as Hgt7p. Gene Ontology annotation, cellular component: plasma membrane. The transcript has a single exon. The coding region runs from base 1 to 1677 and encodes 558 amino acids. Lineage: Eukaryota; Fungi; Ascomycota; Pichiomycetes; Serinales; Debaryomycetaceae. Gene Ontology annotation, biological process: carbohydrate transport; transmembrane transport. The record is from RefSeq and is a predicted model, not a curated record. Gene Ontology annotation, molecular function: carbohydrate:proton symporter activity.
AUGUCGCUGGAAGAUCAUCAUUCUACAUCCACUGCGGAUGCAAACGUGAACGAAAUUGAAGCUAAAUACGACCAAGAACAACCAUUGGAUAAUGAAGAACACCUAAAACACAGUGCUAAUGAAUUGAAUCAAAAACCACUCAGAGCAUACGCUGGUGUGAUUAUUAUGUGUUUCCUUAUUGCUUUUGGUGGUUUCGUUUUCGGUUUCGAUACCGGUACAAUUUCCGGGUUCAUCAAUAUGACUGAUUUCAAGAGAAGGUUUGGUCAACAACACGCUGAUGGUACUUACUAUUUCUCCAAUGUUAGAACCGGUUUGAUUGUGGCUAUGUUCAACGCAGGUUGUGCUAUUGGUGCUUUGUUUUUGUCAAAGGUUGGUGAUAUCUUUGGUCGUAGACUUGGUAUUGCGGGAACAAUGAUCAUUUACGUUGUUGGUAUCAUUGUACAAAUCUCGUCUUCCGACAAAUGGUACCAAGUUAUGAUUGGAAGAAUUUUCACUGGUCUUGCUGUUGGAUGUUUGUCAGUCUUGUGUCCACUUUUCAUUUCUGAAGUUUCCCCAAAGCAUUUGAGAGGUACAUUGGUUUGUUGCUUCCAAUUGAUGAUUACCUUGGGUAUCUUUUUGGGAUACUGUACUGACUACGGUACCAAACAAAGCUACUCCGACUCCAGACAAUGGAGAAUCCCAUUGGGUUUGUGUUUUGCUUGGGCCUUGUUGAUGGUUGGAGGUAUGGUUCGUUUACCUGAAUCUCCUCGUUACCUCAUUGGUAAGGACAGAAUCGAUGAUGCAAAACAUGCAUUGGCUAAAGUCAACAAAGUUUCACCAGAAGAUCCAGCUUUGUAUGCUGAGUUGCAAUUGCUUCAAGCUGGUGUUGAAAGGGAAAGAUUGGCUGGUAGUGCCGGAUGGAUGACAUUGAUCAAAGGUAAGCCAAGAAUUCUUGAAAGAGUCUUUGUUGGUCUUAUGUUGCAAUGUUUACAACAAUUGACUGGUGACAACUACUUCUUCUAUUACAGCACCACCAUUUUCCAAGCUGUUGGUUUGAACGAUUCGUUUGAAACAUCUAUUGUCAUUGGUGUUAUCAACUUUGCAUCUACCUUCUUGGGUAUCUAUUUGAUUGAAAAAUUGGGAAGAAGACAAUGUUUGUUGUACGGUUCGGUUGCCAUGUCAAUCUGUUUCUUGAUUUACUCAUUGAUCGGAACUCAACACUUGUACUAUCAUGGAAGCAGUGGUGCCACCAGACACCCAGAUGGUGAUGCGAUGAUUUUCAUCACCUCGCUUUACGUUUUCGUCUUUGCUUCCACCUGGGCAGGGGGUGUUUACUCCAUUGUCUCAGAAUUGUACCCAUUGCAGGUCAGAUCCAAAGCUAUUGGUGUUGCUAGUGCCGGUAACUGGAUUUUUGGUUUCCUUAUCUCAUUCUUCACUUCAUUCAUCACCAGUGCUAUCCACUUUUACUACGGUUUUGUUUUCUUUGGAUGUUUGCUUUUCUCAAUCUUUUUCGUCUAUUUCAUGGUUUAUGAAACAAAGGGACUCACUUUGGAGGAAGUUGACGAGUUAUACGCUGCUAAAGUUGUUCCUUGGAAGUCAAGCAAUUGGACACCACCACCAGAAGAAGAAAUGGCUCAUUCUACCGGUUAUGCUGCUUAUGCCAAGCCUCAAGAAGAGCAUGUCCAAGAAGCUGUAUAA